Ostrinia nubilalis (European corn borer) is the source of this 848-nucleotide messenger RNA. Its product is annotated as GILT-like protein 1. The record is from RefSeq and is a predicted model, not a curated record. Bases 34 to 783 code for a protein of 249 amino acids. Gene Ontology annotation, molecular function: oxidoreductase activity, acting on a sulfur group of donors, disulfide as acceptor. The transcript has 5 exons. NCBI's taxonomy places the organism in Eukaryota, Metazoa, Arthropoda, Insecta, Lepidoptera, Crambidae.
ACUUGCUAAGAAUACAAUUCACCGUUGUCUACAAUGGCUGCAUAUUAUCUUUUGCUUUUUGCUUUAACUUUUGUUGUGUUUGGAAGUACACAAUCAAAGGAUGUACGAGUACACGGUCGUACAAAUAGAUUACAACAAUUUAUGGGAAAUAUCGCUUCUUCGGUCCCGCACAAGAAUUUUCAACUAAAUAAUGAGGUUUCUAAGGAGAUUGUUCUGGUGUACCUAUUCUACGAGACCAUGUGCCCGGGCUGCAGACAAUUCGAUACCACUUAUUUUUCUGAAUUAAUACACAAACUUGGCGAUCACUUGAGCGUUAUCACCAUCCCAUAUGGAAAAGCCGCGACAACUAAAUACUACAACGGUACACUUACCUUUUGGUGCCAGCAUGGAGAACUUGAGUGUUACGGGAACAAACUGCACGGAUGUGCACAUUACUACUUCGCCCAAGAAGAAAAAGAAGAAGAAUAUAAAAGCAUACAUUUCAACACCUGCUUGAUGGAUCUUGAAAGAUCUGAAAAUGGGUCCAACGAUGAUGCAGUCGAUGAGUGUGGAUCGAAAAUGAACAUUAGCGAUAAAGUUUUGGCAAAUAUCAAAUCCUGUGCCAAGAGUGACCUAGGCGACCGGAUAUUUGAAUUUCUAGGUGAGUAUAGUCUGUUAAAAUACACUUCCUUGCCCCACGUCGAACUCAACCUAGAGCCCUGGACAGGGAAACACGAGGAUCUAAUCAAAGACGUCUGCGCCUUGUUCAAGAACCCUCCUGAACCGUGUAAAGAUGUAAAAUGAUAGCAUCACUGCAGGCUUAUGUAAUAGCGAUGUUCUAUGGAAAAUAAAGAGCUGCACUUACAAUG